Messenger RNA from Canariomyces notabilis, 2004 nucleotides. RefSeq lists its product as uncharacterized. Gene Ontology annotation, biological process: glycerophospholipid catabolic process. The transcript has 3 exons. The record is from RefSeq and is a predicted model, not a curated record. NCBI's taxonomy places the organism in Eukaryota, Fungi, Ascomycota, Sordariomycetes, Sordariales, Chaetomiaceae. Gene Ontology annotation, molecular function: A2-type glycerophospholipase activity. The coding region runs from base 1 to 2004 and encodes 667 amino acids. Gene Ontology annotation, cellular component: intracellular membrane-bounded organelle; cytosol.
AUGCAUCUUCCCACCCUUCUCCCAGUGUUUCUUCUUCAACCCUUCCUUACAGCCGCCGAGCCCAUCAGGAUACCGCGUCAAGAUAAUAACAAUAACAAUGCCUUGGUGAUCAGCCCCCGUGCGCGCCCCAAUGCGCCGAGUGGCGGCUACGCCCCGGCCCAGGUGCCGUGUCCGGGGGACAAGCCCACCAUCCGGAGCGCGAAUGCCCUCUCCCAGAGUGAGACGGACUGGCUCAAGAAGCGCCGUCCUAACACCGUCGACCCCAUGAUCGACUUCCUGAAGCGGGCAAACAUUGACGGUUUCGAUGCCGAGGCCUACCUUCGCAAGGUCGCCCCAGGCAUCACGGACCUGCCCAACGUCGCCAUCGCCGUCUCGGGCGGUGGCUACCGUGCCUUGAUGAACGGUGCCGGCUUCGUGUCCGCCGCCGACAGCCGCACCCCCGGGUCCACGGCCGCCGGCGGCAUCGGUGGUCUUCUCCAGGCCAGCACUUACUUGGCUGGGCUCUCAGGUGGCGGCUGGCUGGUCAGCAGCAUAUUCGCCAACAACUUCAGCACUGUCGAGACGCUGCGCAACGGUAGAGAGGGCAGCAGCAUCUGGGCCUUUGAGAACACCAUUUUCGAAGGUCCCGACAUGCCAGGCCCAGGCAUCCUUGACACGGCGGCGUAUUGGAGUGACGUUGCCGGCCAAGUUGACGACAAGCGUAGCGCCGGCUUCCCGGUGUCCAUCACCGACUACUGGGGGCGUGCACUGAGCUAUCAGUUGAUCGACGCUCCAGACGGCGGCCCGGCAUACACCUUCUCCAGCAUCGUCCUGGAUGAUGAGUUUGCCAACUCGCGGACGCCCUUUCCCAUCUUGGUUUCCGACGUAAGGGCUCCCGGGACCAAGGUCAUUUCGCUGAACGCGACAGUCGUCGAGUUCAACCCCUUUGAAAUGGGCUCGUACGACCCGACCAUCUACGGCUUCGCGCCGAUGCGCUAUCUCGCCUCCAACUUCUCGGCCGGCGUUGUCCCCUCCGACGGCAAGUGCGUCGAGGGCUUCGACUCGGCCAGCUUCAUCCUCGGCACGAGCAGCUCGCUCUUCAACGCCUUUCUCUUGCAAAACAUCAGCGCCAUCAACGGCGUGCCCAGCUUCCUCCUCGAAGCCGCCACCGCUGUCCUGGACGGCCUCUCCGAAAACGAGAAUGACAUUGCCCAGUACGCGCCGAACCCCUUCCUCGGCUGGAACAACGCCACCAACCCGACACACAGCGAGUUCGAGCUCGACCUGGUAGACGGGGGCGAAGACCUGCAAAAUAUCCCUCUGCACCCGCUGAUCCAGCCGCUGCGUGGCGUCGACGUCAUCUUCGCCGUCGACUCGUCGGCCGACACGACCUACAACUGGCCCAACGGCACCGCGCUGCGGGCGAGCUACGACCGCUCCCAAUCCGCCAUCGCCAACGGCACCCUGUUCCCUCCCGUGCCCGACGACAAGACCUUCAUCGCGCUGGGUCUCAACAACCGGCCGACCUUCUUCGGCUGCGACCCAGCCAACUUUUCCCUCUCCGGAGACCGCCACCUGCCCCCAUUACUCAUCUAUUUACCCAACGCGCCCUACACGGCCAUGUCCAACGUGACCACCUUCACGCCCAGCUACACGCGCGCCGAGCGCGACGCCAUCAUCCGCAACGGCUACAACGCCGCCACUCAGGGCAACGCCACGGCCGCCCUCGACGCCCAAUGGCCCGCCUGCGUCGCCUGCGCCGUGCUCAGCCGCAGCCUGCACCGCACGGGCACCGCCGUCCCGUCCGUCUGCAGUGACUGCUUUGACCGGUACUGCUGGAACGGCACUACCGUUGCCGCGUCGGCGGCUGCCGCGGGGGAGUACGAGCCUACCUUUAAGAUUAGGAACGAGGGCCCGGGAUCCGAAGACAAGGCCUCGGCUGCUGCCGGGAUUCCGGCGAGGAGAGGGAGUUCGGCUGUGGUCGGGUUGGUGGUGGGGGUGUUUGUUAUGGUGGCUAUUCUGUGA